This is a messenger RNA of Penicillium samsonianum, 1494 nucleotides long. RefSeq names its product cytochrome P450. The record is from RefSeq and is a predicted model, not a curated record. Gene Ontology annotation, molecular function: heme binding; oxidoreductase activity, acting on paired donors, with incorporation or reduction of molecular oxygen; monooxygenase activity. NCBI's taxonomy places the organism in Eukaryota, Fungi, Ascomycota, Eurotiomycetes, Eurotiales, Aspergillaceae. The transcript has 5 exons. Bases 1 to 1494 code for a protein of 497 amino acids.
AUGGCACUAUCAUGGAUAUUGAGUCUGUCCCUUGGCCAGGCGCUUCUCGUGUCGCUGGGCGUGGCCCUCAGUUACAUGUUUGGGAUCGUGAUCUACCGAAUCUACUUCCAUCCGCUCUCCAAAUAUCCUGGCCCGAAACUCGCAGCUGCCACCCGUUUAUGGUGGACGUGGCACCAGCUGCGAGGUAAAUUCCCGUUAACCGUGCAUGAGCUUCAUCUCAAAUAUGGGACGAUUGUCCGCAUUGCGCCCACCGAGCUCUCCUUCACGGGUUCUGGUGCCUGGAAGGAGAUCUACGGAUUCCGCGGUGGCCUGCCCGAGAAUCGUAAAGAUCCCUGCGAGAAUACGGAUGCCGACAAAAGGCAUCCUACAAUCAUCAACGCGGGCCGCAAGGAUCACGGUGAUUUGCGCAAGUUACUGUCCAAUGCUUUCUCGGACAAGGUGCUGAAGGGCCAGGAACCCGUGCUGCUGCACUACAUCGACCUCCUCAUCAGUCGGUUGCACGAGGUGGUGGAGAAGAACGAGCCGGUUGAUAUCGUGAAAUGGUUCAAUUAUGUGACGUUUGACAUUAUCGGCCAUCUGGCGUUCUAUGAACCGUUCGAUUGUCUCAAAAACACCGAGUACCACCCGUGGAUGUCAAUGAUCUUCAACGCCAUCAUGUACGUCCACUACAUACGGACCUUGCAGCGCUUCAUCGACAUUCGGCCUAUCAUUCUAGCCAUCAUGCCAAAGCGCAUCGUCGAGCGGCGUAAGUGGCAUAUCGGUCUCGUCGAGGAGAAAGUCAAGCGCCGGAAACAGCAGCAUCCCGAUUACAUCGACUUCAUGAGCCAUCUGCUCCAGGCCGAGGAGAAGGGUAAAUUGACAACCCCCGACCUCGUGGCGAAUGCCAAUCUCAUGGUAAUUGCUGGAAGCGAGACUACAGCGACGAUCCUCUCUGGCACGGUUUACUACCUGUGUACUCACCCAGCUGUGAUGCAGAAGUUGCUUGACGAGGUCCGCACCUCGUUUGCAACCAGCGAAGAGAUCAACAUUGCGCGGAUUAGCAAACUCAAAUACAUCAAUGCGGUCAUUGAUGAGUCCUUCCGCCUCUAUCCCCCAGCAGCAGGCAGUCAUCCUCGCAUAACGCCGCCCGAGGGGGCGAAUAUUAUGGGUCAGUGGCUACCUGGUAAUGUAUCGAUGGGCAUGGCCCAGUACGCCGUCUUUCGCUCGCCCGCCAACUUCAAGGACCCAGAGCUGUACCUCCCUGAGCGGUGGCUGGAUACGGACGGGCCGUAUGCUGGCGAUGCUCGUGAAGCACUUCAGCCCUUUUCCUUUGGGCCACGAAACUGCAUUGGCAGAAAUCUGGCCAAUAUCGAGCUGAGAUUGAUCUUGGCGAAGAUAUUCUGGCAUUUUGAUUUGGAACUGAGUCCCGAGUGUCGCAAUUGGCCGAAGGAUCAAUAUAUUUACACGUCAUGGGAGAAAAUCCCGCUGAAAGUGCGGAUUACCGCACGAGUGUGA